Molecule: messenger RNA, 3020 nt
Organism: Bombus impatiens (common eastern bumble bee)
Lineage: Eukaryota; Metazoa; Arthropoda; Insecta; Hymenoptera; Apidae
Gene: hig
Product: locomotion-related protein Hikaru genki
Exons: 11
Coding region: 744-2207 (487 amino acids)
Source: RefSeq, a predicted model, not a curated record
GACGACCGCGGAAGCAAUCGUAUUUCGCUAUCGAAAAUCCUAGACCCGACCCUUCUGAUCGCCGAUUAGGUGUGAAAAAAAUUCGAACGUAAACUUUCAGAACGCACUUCAGAUUCGGAAAUCCCAGAUUCGGUAAUCCUUCGAAAUGCGUUUGGGAGGUGGACUUGGGAAGCAUAACUCUUGAAAACACAUGUAGAGGCUGAGAAGCGUAAACCGAAAAACGAAAGUGGAAUACGAAAGGAAGAGGAAUAUUACAAAAUGUGUAAAAUAGUUUAAAGAUGACACAAAAAUUUUGGAAAGCUUUCCGUGUACACAUGUGUUGAAUAUAGAAGUAUGAUGUAACAUGUGUCAGUUACACGCCUGCGCUUUCGCAAGUAAGCUACACUGGCGAAGCUGCCUUCUAACGUCUCACCCCGUAAUUCCGCGAGUGGUGGUACGCAUCGUUUACGAGCGUAGCGAUGAAGGUAGUGGUGACGUUGAUUCUAUCGCUAAUCAUUCCUCGCGGGCCAUAUACGUGUUUUUUCGGUCAGUUGGUCAAUCUUCGAAACGCAGUGACGUUGAAUCUUUGCCAUCCAUAUACGUGCGAUUUACUAUGCUUGUGAAACAGAAUGCCAAAGAACAAAACAAACGAUUUUCCGAAUUACGAAAAUUCCAGCUACUGUCGAUGCGAAAUUAUCAUCGAAAUCAAGUUCCAGUGUAGUGACUCGAAUAACAUUUCGUUUUGAUAUGCAAAAACCAACAGUAUGUCCAUCGAGAAAGAAAGAACAAGGAAAUUCUUUGAAAGCGCGCAUGGCAUGAAACUGAGUGCAGGAUUUUAUGUUUUGUUACUUGGGCUUGUAACAACGGUUACUUUUUGCACGGCGAAACAAAUAGAUUCCGACGGAUUUCAUAGAGGUUGUAAACUUGAAGGAUUACAUCCAUUUUUAAUCGUGACCUACAAGAAUAUUACAAUAUCUGUAGACAAGAUCACUGUACCACACGGGGAACGGGUAACGGUAAGAUGCAGAGAACUUGGCAAAUACAAGCUCGUCGGUGAUCCUCUGUUGCAUUGUCGUAAUGCAAGUUGGAGCGGGAAACUACCCUCUUGUACUCCAACGACAGCGAUUUCAAAUUAUACCGGAGAAACAGAGGAUGUACCGCCAACGAUCGUGUUUGGAUUACCGGCCGGUUCAGCAGCAGUCGAGCCAUCUGGUGCUCUCGCCGUUUAUCCUGGAAGCAUUCUUCACCUGGAAUGCCUAUUCGCUAGAAAACUUGGUAAUCCAGAAUGGACUUGGACCUCGACAUUUCGUCAAUACUUGACCGGAUGGGCGAUCGCUGCUCGUGAAAGAGACUGGAAGUAUCGAUUAUCGAUAUAUUAUGCGAAAACGCAAGAUUCAGGAGUUUACACGUGCUCUACACCUCGUGGAUUAUCCAAUUCCAUACGUGUCCACGUUGUCGAUGUUCAGUGUCCCGUUUUGAACCUACCCAAACCACCGUUAAUCGGUAAGAUCGAAGGUGCGCGUAUGGGUCACGGAGCAACGUUCGAAUGUCCAAUUGGAUUUAAACUAGAAGGCGCAGCUGGUAUAACGUGUCAAUACAACGGUAAAUGGUCAGCCGAAAUUCCGCGAUGCGAAACAAUCGUAUGUCCACCUAUAGAUAAAUUCGAUGAUACAAGGUUGCAACUUCUCGAAUACAACAAUACGUUUGGUCGUAGAGCGGUAUUUGCCUGCAUGUGGGGUCAUAGAUUAUUAGGAUCGCAGAGCAUAGAGUGCCAAGGUGACGGUUCGUGGAGCGGAAGUACUCCUAGUUGUGAGGAAAUCAUCUGCCCGACUCCGUCGAUACCAAAGAGUGGCCGUAUUAUCGAACAAACGAAUCGCCAUAAUUCAGGAAGAAAACACCAAACGCGUAUGUACAAAGUUGGUGCACUUGUCAGGUUUGCUUGCGUGCCUGGUCAUCAACUGUUAGGCGAGGCCUCUAUAAUUUGUACAGAGAACGGAACAUGGUCUCAUCCGCCACCAGUUUGUAAAGUGAGAUGUCCUUACCCAGGCGAUCCGCCCCACGGACGAAUCGCACCUCUUAAAUUUUGGUACAAACCAGGUGAUAAUAUACAGGUAACUUGUUCACCGGGAUACGUUACACCAUUGGAACCUGUAAGGAAGCCAACUUGUCGAGAAAAUGGAAUAUGGAGUGCUCCCCCACCACCUUGUAGGUCAUAUAAAGAUGUUUAAAGAGAAAAUGAAUUCUUUAAAAAUCUCAUCAAUGAUAACCAGUGUCGUACCAAUGUGUUGUAAGGCGCGAACAAACACGCAAUUGCAUGUCACCAUAUCGCCCAAUUGCCAAUCGCGUACCGCUCGAUUAAUAAAUUAUGCGGCAAUCUAAACGAUUCCAUUGAAAACAUAUACGAUCUAGAGCACAAAAUAGACCGUGUUUGAUCGUAGAAUAAAUGAUACAUAUCAACGAAGCUACACGAUCGAAUUUGUAUGCAUUCAAAACGAUUAAUUGCCUAACCAGUCGUUUUCUUGCAAUCUCAUAUCGUGAGCGUUGACAUUAUAUCGCUGUUCGAGAUAUGUAUGUAUAAUACUUCGUGCAUAACAAUUUCGACAACGAUACAUAAACUUACCGUUAGACUCCAGCUCAACGUGGUUAGCUACGUUGUACGUGAAUGCUUAAAUGCAGAUCCGUAAUAAUAUCAGACAUUUUUUUACUAACAAAAUAUUAUUAUAAUAUAUUCCGGGAAACUAAGGAAACAAGAGGAACAACGAUAUUUAAAAACAAGAAUGACAAAGAAAGAAUUUAGAAUAGGAAAUAGAAUGAAACGACAAAGAUGAUAAAGAAGGAAAAGAGAGAAGAGUAGAAGAAUGGAGGGAAAAGAAGAGAGAGAGAAAGAGAGAGAAUGUAUGUGAUAAUACGUGUGCAAUAAAUGAAUGCGAUAUAGAUUACACGAUGCCUAAUUCUAACCCUUAGAAGAUUAUAGAAUCUCACAUUUUCCCCUUGUAUGUGAUACGUCUUUGUAUGUAAAAUAAAAUUACGUUAUUCUCUAA